AGGAAAACAAAAGAUGAACCCCUAUUGCUAACAGAUGAGCUGAAGCAACAGCGAGCGAUGCAAAAGGCAGAAGAAAUUCGUCAGUUUCAGGAGUAUAAGAACAGAGUCCUUAGCUCCAGAAAAACUGAUAGAAAAGAAGAGUUUAAUGAGGUCCUGAACAAGUACACGCAAAUGCAGGACUCCUUAGAUGAAGCCCGACAGAAAAUCUUGGACAUCCGAGAAGAGUACAGACGGAAGAUGCUAGAAGCCCAGCGCCUGAAGUUAGAGGCACAGACAGCUCAGGAGGCAGAGCCAGAAAAGAAAGAGACAGAAAAGAAGGCCCUAGCUCCUGCCAACCAGAAGAAAAAGAAAAAAUAACCAGUACUAUCCUUGUGGCAAUUUCUUCAUCUUCGAAAUAGUUUCUACAUUGCAAUGUGUUAAGAUUUGCAUAAAAUUAGCCACUGAAGUCACUAGAGUUUGAAAUAGUUUGAUUUCAAUAAAACUUCUACCAAAUAUUUAGGUUUCCAUGAAAUCCAUAUUGUGUUCUGAAUUACCUGCAUUUUUAACUGCUUCUAGACCAAGACCAUCCAUGAGCCAGCUGGCUUGUUUAUGUAAGAUUGAGCAAUAUGAAAAAUAGCCAUUGACCUUAAAAGAAAUUUUGUUUUAACUAUAAGGUUUUUAGUAUUAAUAAACAUGCCUUAGAAAACUGUAUUCUUGUCAUAAAAGUUGCACU
This is a messenger RNA of Octodon degus (degu), 712 nucleotides long. RefSeq names its product androglobin (gene Adgb). The record is from RefSeq and is a predicted model, not a curated record. The transcript is spliced from 2 exons. Bases 58 to 357 code for a protein of 99 amino acids. Lineage: Eukaryota; Metazoa; Chordata; Mammalia; Rodentia; Octodontidae.